GCCAUGAAAGUUGAAACUUCAUUUUAAGUUUUUUGUUCCCAGAAAAAAUUGUACUAGACAAGAAAGAAAAAGAGGAAAGUUAGUGAAAGAAUAUUUUAAUUGCGAAAAAAUAACCAAUUCCAGUUUAAAAGUCACCAAAUUAAAGACUUAAGUGUAAUAUAUUUUUAGUGCGUUUAUCAAGGUAAUUCACCCCCAAGUAAGAGAAUAAAAGGAAAAUAAAAUGACGUGGGAACCGCAAGCCGAAGGUUUACAACAAAUAAUUACAAUCCUCAAGCAGUCUCAGUCGCCGGAUACCGCCACUCAAAUGGCUGUUCAACUGAAACUAGAGGAAUUGAAUCAAUAUCCCGAUUUUAAUAAUUACCUGAUUUAUGUACUGACGAAACUAAAAACUGAGGAUGAGCCAACACGUUCUCUAAGUGGUCUAAUUUUGAAAAAUAACAUCCGGAUUCAUGGAAAUAAUUUACAGCCAGAGAUUAUAGAAUAUAUCAAGCAUGAAUGUUUGCAAGCUAUCGGAGAUCCUUCGCCUCUAAUAAGAGCUACUGUUGGUAUAUUGAUCACUACUAUCGCCAGCAAUGGCGGUUUACAAAAUUGGCCCCAAUUACUUCCCUCUUUGUGCGACAUGUUGGACUCGCAAGACUAUAAUGUAUGUGAAGGUUCGUUCAGUGCUUUACAAAAGAUAUGCGAGGAUUCAGCAGAGAUACUUGACUCGGGUGUACUCAAUCGGCCUCUAAACGUGAUGAUUCCGAAAUUCCUUCAAUAUUUCAGCCACAAUAGCCCGAAAAUACGUUCCCAUGCCAUAGCUUGUAUCAACCAAUUCAUUGUGAACCGAUCACAGGCUCUGAUGCUACACAUCGACGCAUUCAUUGAAAGUUUAUUUAACCUAUCGUCUGAUGAAGAUCAUGAGGUAAGAAAGAAUGUAUGCCACGGGUUGGUGAUGCUGUUAGAAGUUCGUAUGGAUCGUUUGUUGCCGCAUAUGUCACAAAUUAUAGAGUAUAUGCUCAUACGCACCCAAGACCCCGAUCAAGGUGUAGCAUUAGAAGCGUCAGAAUUCUGGCUAUCUCUCGCUGAGCAGAGUAUUUGCAAAGAAGUGUUGGCGCCCUAUUUAGGGCAGCUAGCUCCAGUAUUAGUCCGUGGAAUGCGAUACUCUGAAAUUGAUAUUAUCCUGCUAAAAGGCAAUGUUGAGGAGGACGACAUGGUGCCUGACCGUGAGGAGGACAUACGUCCUCGAUUCCACAAAUCUCGUACGCACACCCUUAAAUCCGGCGAAAGCGGUGUUGAUGAUGAUGAUGAUGAUUUUGAUGAUGUGUUAGAUGAUGACAGUUCUCUAUCAGAAUGGAAUUUGAGGAAAUGUAGUGCCGCCGCACUGGACGUGUUAGCAAAUGUCUUUCGCGAAGAAUGUCUACCUAUUGUAUUGCCCAUUCUCAAGGAUACUCUGUUUCAUCAGGAGUGGGUUAUCAAAGAGAGUGGAGUGUUGGCACUGGGUGCUAUUGCCGAGGGCUGCAUGCAGGGUAUGAUUCCACAUCUACCCGAACUCAUACCCUAUUUGAUCAGUUGUUUGUCGGACAAGAAAGCAUUGGUUCGCUCUAUAACUUGCUGGACAUUAUCGCGCUAUGCUAACUGGGUAGUAAACCAACCACAUGAUCAAUAUUUGAAACCAUUAAUGGAAGAACUACUAAAACGCAUAUUAGAUUCUAAUAAGCGUGUUCAAGAGGCAGCUUGCUCCGCAUUCGCUACUCUGGAAGAAGAAGCUUGCACCGAAUUGGUGCCAUAUUUGGAGUAUAUAUUAAAAACUCUUGUAUUUGCUUUCUCAAAAUAUCAACAUAAAAAUUUGCUUAUACUGUAUGAUGCAGUUGGCACCCUAGCCGACUCUGUGGGUCACCAUCUUAACAAACCACAAUAUAUCGAUAUUUUGAUGCCUCCACUAAUUGAAAAGUGGAAUUUGCUAAAGGAUGACGACAAAGACCUAUUUCCUCUUCUGGAAUGCCUGUCAAGCAUCGCGACAGCUUUACAGUCGGGAUUUUUACCAUACUGCGAUCCAGUUUAUCAGCGCUGCAUCUCACUUAUCGAGCAAACUCUGAAUCAAGACAUGGCAUGUAAAACUAAUCCUGGCUUCGAGCAUCCAGAUAAAGAGCGAAUGAUUGUUGCAUUAGACUUGUUAUCAGGCCUCGCAGAAGGUUUAGACGGACAUAUUGAAUCACUAGUCGCCAACAGCAAUAUUAUGCAAUUACUUUAUCAAUGUAUGCAAGAUGUAUUACCAGAGGUGCGACAAUCAUCGUUCGCAUUGUUGGGAGACUUAACUAAAGCUUGUUUUCAACAUGUACAUCCAUUCAUGUCGGAAUUCUUCCCAAUUUUGGGGCAAAAUUUGAAUCCUGAUUACAUUUCCGUAUGCAACAAUGCUACUUGGGCUAUUGGUGAAAUUUGCAUGAAGCUGGGCGAAGAAACUCGGCAGUACAUACAUCUUGUACUCAAUGAACUCUUCGUUAUAAUAAACAGACCGAACACUCCUAAAACACUGCUGGAAAAUACAGCAAUAACAAUCGGUCGUCUAGGUUAUGUGUGCCCAGUUGAAGUGGCUCCUUAUUUGCCAGAAUUUGUACGACAGUGGUGUACAUCUCUGCGUCAUAUAAGAGAUAAUGACGAAAAGGAUUCGGCUUUCCGCGGAAUGUGUCACAUGAUAACCGUAAAUCCAGGUGGCGUCGUGCCCGACUUUAUAUUCUUCUGCGAUGCUGUGGCUUCAUGGGUAAAUCCGCCACAAGAUUUGCAUCAAAUGAUUCAGAAGAUUCUGCAUGGCUUCAAAACACAGGUAGGGGAAGAAAACUGGCGUCGUUUUGUCGAUCAGUUCCCACAAAAUCUCUCGGAGCGCCUGGUUGCUAUGUACAACAUUUAAAGCAUCAAUAUUGCGCACUGGGGGAAUUAAAACUUGGGUGUAACGUUAAAGCUACUAUGAUAGUAGAAAGCGGGGGACAAAAGCAAAUCAAGUAGACAAAAGGAAAAAAUUAAAGUAAUAUGUUAAUCGGCAAACAAGCUUGGGAUCACUAUAGUCGCAUUGUCUAUCAAAAGGCAUCCUGAGCGAACUCGUUUGAAAAACGUUUGCUUGUUAUUCAGCAACAAUAGUCCGAUUAAAAUAUAUCAGUCGUAAGUUCUUUAUCUCUAUGUAUGCAAAUGUGGAAAUUGAGGUGUUAAGGUACUAUUAUGAGUACGCAAGUCCUUUAUUAUAAUUGUAUGAACUAACAGCCAUAAUCCGAAAUAUAUAUACAUUUCAACAAUAAAUACGUUGGAAAUAUAAGAGAAACGGAGAAAAAAGAAAAA
Messenger RNA from Anastrepha obliqua, 3309 nucleotides. RefSeq names its product transportin-1 (gene Tnpo). Gene Ontology annotation, molecular function: small GTPase binding; nuclear import signal receptor activity. Gene Ontology annotation, biological process: protein import into nucleus. NCBI's taxonomy places the organism in Eukaryota, Metazoa, Arthropoda, Insecta, Diptera, Tephritidae. Gene Ontology annotation, cellular component: nucleus; cytoplasm. Bases 221 to 2887 code for a protein of 888 amino acids. The transcript is spliced from 10 exons. The record is from RefSeq and is a predicted model, not a curated record.